Olea europaea var. sylvestris is the source of this 667-nucleotide messenger RNA. RefSeq names its product 14 kDa proline-rich protein DC2.15-like. The transcript has a single exon. The record is from RefSeq and is a predicted model, not a curated record. The coding region runs from base 56 to 466 and encodes 136 amino acids. Lineage: Eukaryota; Viridiplantae; Streptophyta; Magnoliopsida; Lamiales; Oleaceae.
CUCAUAUAUACAUUGUGUGCGUCCACCCCCCGCACCCCCCUCCCCCCAAAAAAAAAUGGCUUCUAAAAUUGUUGCUUCAAUUGCACUUCUCCUUCUCUUCAAUCUUCUCUUCUUCACAAUGGUCAGCUCAACGUCCGUUCCGUGCCCUCCACCACCAGGCUCCCCAAGCGGUGGUCACGGCCACGAACCCCACCCACCGUCAAAGGGAAAGUGCCCUAAAGACACUCUAAAGUUAGGAGUGUGUGCCGACUUGCUAAAUGGCUUGGUGAACGUAGUUGUGGGAACCCCUCCAAAAACUCCAUGCUGCUCCCUUAUCCAAGGUCUAGCCGAUCUCGAGGCUGCGAUUUGCCUUUGCACUGCCAUUAAAGCUAAGGUUUUGGGCAUUAACCUUAAUGUACCGGUGUCCCUCAGCUUGUUGCUUAACUACUGUGGAAAGAAUGUCCCAUCUGGCUUCCAAUGCGCAUAAACCAACACAUUUUCCUUCCAUUUCGAGGAUUUUUAUGUCUUUCUAUAUAUUUCUAUCUGUGUUUUUUCCAUAUUUCUUGAUGAGAUUUCUUAAGGGUAUUAUUUGAGAUAUUGUUGAUGGCAGUCAGUGCUAAGGUGUUGGGAAUUCCAUUGAUUAAAAACAAGGUUCAAUAAAUUCUGAUAUUGUAUCCUCUUUGUUUUA